UAUUCAGGAGCAGAGGCAGAGCUGUCGAGAACCGAGUGUGGGCCGGGCCCGGAGGGGACGCCCGUCGAUGGUGUUUCUCCUCUUCUUCUUCUGCACCGGCCACCGGGGACCUCAGUUGCACGUGAAGCAAAGCGACAACCAAAUACAGCAGCCAGCAGCCUUUGCUGCAAUCUUGUCCAUAUCCAUGGCGCCAUCACGCACACCGGCGCCGCACAGCCGCACAGCCAUGCUAUAUCUUCUCCUCUUCCUCACCCCCUCGGCCCUCCAUAUCUCCAUCGUCAAGGCGCCGGAGCUAGCACCGGAGCAGGGGAUACGGCCGGCGCCGGCAAUGGCAGCGACAAGGGCAUCCUCGUUGCUGAUCUUGCUUCUCAUCAUCCAGCUGAACUUGCUCUUCCACCUCCCAGCUGGCUCCUCCUCCGUCACCGCCGUCGCGCAAGCAGCUGAUGAGCAACAGAACACCAAGCAGCAACACCGCCAGCCGGCGCUGGUGCAGUCGACGUGCAACUCGACCAGCUUCUACGACGUCUGCAUCGCGGCGCUCGCCGCGGACCCGUCCAGCUCCACGGCCGACGUCCCGGGCCUCUGCGCCAUCGCCGUCUCCGCGGCCGCCGCCAACGCCUCCGGCACGGCGGCGUUCCUCGGCAACGCCAGCAGCGACGCCGCCGCGGCGGCGGCGGGCACCCCGGAGGCGGCGGACUACCGCGCGCUGCUCCGCGCCUGCGCCGGCAAGUACGCGGCCGCGCGCGACGCGCUGCUGGAGGCGCGGGCGUCCCUCGCCCAGCAGGCCUACGACUACGCCUUCGUGCACGUCAGCGCCGCCGGCGAGUACCCCGCCGUGUGCCGGACGCUGUUUCGGCGCCGCCAGCAGCGUGGGGGCAGCAGCAGGCCGUACCCGCCGGAGCUGGCCAAGAGGGAGGAGGCGCUGCGGCGGCUCUGCACCAUCGCGCUCGACAUCAUCUCGCUGCUGCAAAAUCAGGAGCCCAAAUAGUAAUAUAAUGUGAUUGUCAGUCGGUUUUUAGUCCAUCUUCACGCAUAAGAGAGUACUAGUGAAAUGGAGCAAUGGUCGUUGAUCAAGAAAUGCAUGUCAUGAGUUGUGCUCGUACGUGCAAUGCAGUGCCGACACGAAUACGACAUGAAUAGCUGUCCGCGGAAUGAAAAAGGUUGCUCACGGACUGUCGGACUGUUGUUGUCUGCGGACGAGCAUUGGCACGAUUUGUCUCUA
Sorghum bicolor (sorghum) is the source of this 1222-nucleotide messenger RNA. Its product is annotated as pectinesterase inhibitor 28. Gene Ontology annotation, molecular function: enzyme inhibitor activity. The transcript has a single exon. The record is from RefSeq and is a predicted model, not a curated record. Lineage: Eukaryota; Viridiplantae; Streptophyta; Magnoliopsida; Poales; Poaceae. The coding region runs from base 68 to 988 and encodes 306 amino acids.